CUCAUUUCAUGCAUCCCACUUCCCCUCCCCAUAUUGACUGGAGGCCUGCUUGUACAUGUGUAUGUCUGAUUGAGAUAUAAGGGUAGGAGCCAGAGUCUGAAUUCAUCCAUCAUGGAAUCCAUUUCACCCGUUUUCUCGUCCCCCCUCCAGAAACAAUACUCUCCACCAUGGGCCGAUCUGAGUAUCAUUGGGAUUGCGGGCAGCUCUGGCUCGGGUAAGACCUCUGUUGCUAUGGAAAUUGUGAAGUCGUUGAAUCUGCCAUGGGUGGUGAUCCUUGUAAUGGAUUCCUUCUACAAGAGCUUGAAUCAUGAGCAACAUACCAAGGCGCAUAUGAAUGAAUAUGAUUUUGAUUGCCCGGACGCGCUGGAUUUCGAUGUCUUGGUGCAAACUUUGCAGGAUUUGAAGAAAGGGAAGAAAGUUGAUAUCCCUAUCUACUCUUUUGCCCAUCAUCAGCGUCAACCGCAAACGACCCCGCUGUACUCGCCACGGGUUCUCAUUCUCGAGGGUAUCUUGGCCCUCCACGACCCAAGAGUAUUGGAUUUGCUGGAUGUGAAGAUCUUCGUAGAAGCCGAUAUGGACGUGUGCCUGGGACGCAGAAUCAUGCGUGAUGUCCGGGAACGAGGACGCGAUAUAGACGGCAUUAUCAAACAGUGGUUCAACUAUGUGAAGCCGUCCUAUAGGCGAUAUGUGGAACCGCAGCGUCUCGUAUCCGAUAUCAUCAUUCCUCGCGGGAUUGAGAACAAGACGGCCAUCGACAUGGUCGUCAAACACAUCCAGCGUAAGCUGGACGAAAAGUCAGAGAAGCACAGCGCAGAUCUGUACAAACUGGUCGAAAUCGCGUCCGGGGAGCAACUAUCUCCCAAGGUCCAGGUCAUGGCAGCCACACCCCAGUUUAUCGGAAUGAACACCAUCCUCCAGAGCCCGGAAACGGAGCAAGUCGAUUUCGUGUUCUACUUUGACCGACUGGCGUGCCUGCUGAUCGAAAAAGCAUUGGACUGCACCUCGUACAUCCACACCGAAGUGAAAACCCCACAGAAGAACGCCUACUCUGGUCUGAACCCCGCUGGCGUCGUAUCCGCCGUUGCCAUUCUCCGCGGCGGGUCUUGCCUGGAGACCGCAUUGAAGCGGACCAUCCCAGACUGCAUCACCGGCCGCGUCCUCAUCCAGACAAACGCCAAGAACGAGGAACCCGAACUCCACUACCUCAAACUCCCUGUGGGCAUCGAAGAGCACGGCACGGUCAUGCUCCUCGACCCGCAGAUGGCCAGCGGCGGAGCCGCCCUGAUGGCAGUCCGCGUCCUGAUCGACCACGGCGUCGAAGAGCACAAAAUCGUCUUUGUGACCUGCGCCGCUGGCAAAGCCGGGCUGAAGCGGUUGAGUUCGGUGUAUCCGAACAUGAACGUGAUCGUGGGGCGCAUCGAAGAAGACCGGGAGCCUCGAUGGAUGGAGCAGAAGUACUUUGGAUGUUAAGGGGUGUACAUGGAAGGAUCAGAUAUCCAAUAUUUGUUACUUACCUAAGGUUUAUGCUAGCUAUUGAUCUGCACCAUGAUUGGCGUGUACUGAAA
Aspergillus candidus is the source of this 1565-nucleotide messenger RNA. RefSeq names its product uridine kinase family protein. Gene Ontology annotation, cellular component: cytoplasm. The coding region runs from base 112 to 1470 and encodes 452 amino acids. The record is from RefSeq and is a predicted model, not a curated record. The transcript is spliced from 8 exons. NCBI's taxonomy places the organism in Eukaryota, Fungi, Ascomycota, Eurotiomycetes, Eurotiales, Aspergillaceae. Gene Ontology annotation, molecular function: kinase activity; ATP binding.